Molecule: messenger RNA, 4652 nt
Organism: Cryptococcus amylolentus CBS 6039
Lineage: Eukaryota; Fungi; Basidiomycota; Tremellomycetes; Tremellales; Cryptococcaceae
Exons: 14
Coding region: 140-4546 (1468 amino acids)
Biological process (GO): DNA-templated transcription
Molecular function (GO): DNA binding; DNA-directed RNA polymerase activity
Source: RefSeq, a predicted model, not a curated record
ACCGCAUCCAACAGCUCCCCUAUCGCCCACGUCCCGACUAUCCGGUCUAUAGCAUCCAGCCCCCGACCAGCUCAACCUCGACUCAUCUCGACCAUAUAAAAGCGAAACUUCGGGCAACAGCACGCAAGAGAGGGCCAAGAUGAACUGGGUCGAGGUGGACCAGCAGGACAAGCAAUAUGUUUCGUCUGAUGUCCCUCGGAGAAUAAAACAUAUUCAGUUUCAGCCUUUGAUCCCCAAGGAUAUCGUUCGUAUCUCCGAGGUCCAGGUCAGCGUUGCCGAGCUGUAUCAGAACAACGAAGAUGGAACGAGGGUCACUGCGACACAAGGACCUCUAGAUCCGCGUAUGGGUCCGAAUGAGAAGGGCAAAAAGUGCGCGACUUGUGGUGAAGAAGCCGCCAAGUGUGUAGGACACUAUGGUUACAUCAAGCUGGUGCUGCCAGUAUUCCAUAUUGGAUACUUCAGGCCCACUAUUAACAUGCUUUCAUGUGUCUGCAAAACCUGCGCCCGAGUACUUCUCCCUGCCGGCGAAAGAAGCACCUUCCUCAAACGAUUCCGUCGUCCCAACCUCGAAUCCCUCCAACGACAAUCGGCAGCCAAAGCCGUGCUCGCCGCCUGCAAAAAGGUCAACAUCUGUCCCUACUGUUCCGCUCCCAACGGUGUUGUCAAAAAGUCCGGGCCGCUCAAGAUCAGCCACGAACCCUAUCGCGCAGCCAAGAUGGCGAAUAUGAAGGACGAGUGGAUGGCGACUUUCAAGAGCGCGGUAGCGGAGAAUCAGGCGGUGGCGACGCACUUGAGCAAGGCGGUGGAUGAUCUGAAUCCGUUGAAGGUGUUGAAUCUGUUUGAGAGGGUGACCGCGGAGGAUUGCGAGUUGUUGUCGCUACAUCCGGAAGUUGGUCGACCAGAGGAUUAUCUCUGGCAGUACAUUUCUGUACCUCCGCCUUGUAUCAGGCCCUCUGUUGCUUCAGAGGCUGGAAACAACGAGGACGAUUUGACCGCCAAGCUCGCAGAAAUUGUAAACUACAACAACACACUGGCGUUGAUGAUGGAUCUCGGUCGAGGUAUUGAAAUGAUCUCCUCAAACUGGGAAGUUCUAGGCCAAGCUGUCGCCUUAUACAUCAACUCUCAGGCCCCCGGUAUGCAAGCCGUCGGCGGCAAGCCCAUCCGUGGCUUCGUCCAACGUCUCAAAGGAAAACAAGGUCGUUUUCGAGGAAACCUUUCCGGAAAACGUGUCGACUUCUCCGGCCGAACCGUCAUCGGUCCCGAUCCCAAUCUCCGUAUCGACGAAGUCGCCGUCCCCGAAAAAGUCGCGGUCAAACUCUCUUACCCAGAGAGGGUGACGGAUUACAACAUGGAGGCGAUGCGGCAGGCGGUGAUCAAUGGAUCGAGGCUGCACCCAGGAGCCAAUGUGUUGGAGAGGAAGAUGGAUAACGGGGGGACGAUGCGGAUUGCGAUGCAUGUGAUGAAGGAGAAGGAGGCGAGGGUUAGGUGGGCGAGGGAUUUGCAGAUUGGAGAUGUCGUGCAUAGGCACGUGAGGGACGGAGAUAUCGUUCUUUUCAACCGACAACCGUCACUGCACAAACUGUCCAUUAUGGCUCAUAGAGUGCGAGUCCGUCCUUGGCGUACGUUCAGGUUGAACGAGUGUGUUUGUAACCCCUACAACGCCGAUUUCGACGGUGAUGAGAUGAACUUGCACGUUCCUCAGACCGAAGAAGCUCGAACUGAGGCUCUCGAACUCAUGAAUGUCAAGAAAAACUUGGUCACUCCCCGUAACGGUGAACCCAUUAUUGCUGCCAUUCAGGAUUUCAUCACCGCCUCCUACCUCCUCUCCCGCCGUGAUAGGUUCUACGACCGCCAACAAUUCACUCAAAUUGCCUCCUAUCUCGGAGAUGCGAACCUGAAGAUUGAGCUGCCCCCACCUACCAUCUGGAAGCCAGAGCGGCUAUGGACCGGAAAGCAGAUCUUCAAUCUGCUAAUGAGGCCGAACAAGGAUUCGAAGGUGCUUGUCAACUUGGAAGCCAAGUGUCGAACGCAGCAUGACCCCGCCAAGGAGGACCGUUUCCCGCCAGACAUGUCUCCGAACGAUGGGUACCUCGUGAUCCAGAACAGCGAGAUCAUGUGUGGCGUAUUCGACAAGAAUACGGUCGGAGACGGAAAGAAGAAUUCCGUGUUUGGUGUCAUCUUGCGAGAUUAUGGAACGGAAGAAGCGGCGAAUGCGAUGAACCGACUGGCCAAGCUCGCUGCCCGCUGGCUCGCCAACAUUGGUUUCUCUCUCGGUAUCAACGACGUUAUCCCCGGUCCCAUCCUCCACGCUUCCAAAGAUGCUCGUGUCGAGAAGGCGUACGUGGACUGUGACAACUUUAUCGAAUUGGCCAAGAAGGGUCGGUUGGAGAACUCGCCGGGAUGUGAUCAGGAAGCGACGUUGGAGCAGAAGAUCUCAAAGACGCUUUCAGACGUUCGAGAGGCUGUUGGAAAGACGUGUAUGCAGGAGCUCAGUAGGCACAAUGCGCCACUUAUCAUGGCUACCUGUGGUUCUAAAGGUUCCGUUAUUAACGUCGCCCAAAUGGUUGCUUGUGUCGGUCAACAAAUUAUUGCUGGUUCUCGUGUACCCAACGGUUUCCAAGAUCGAUCCCUCCCCCAUUUCCGAAAGAAGUCCAAGAACCCUCCUUCCAAGGGUUUCGUCCGCAACUCUUUCUUCUCAGGUCUUACCCCUCCCGAAUUCCUUUUCCACGCCAUCUCUGGUCGUGAAGGUCUUGUCGAUACUGCCGUCAAAACUGCCGAAACCGGUUACAUGGCGCGAAGGUUGAUGAAGGCGUUGGAAGAUUUGUGUACGCACUACGACUUGAGUGUGAGGAAUAGUGUUGGAGGAAUUGUGCAAUUCCAGUAUGGUGAUGAUAUGCUGGAUCCAGCGUGCUUGGAAGGUGAUGCGACGCCGGUGGAGUAUGUUAGGAGUUGGGCGCAUGCUCGGAGAAUCACAGGAAACAAGGGACGGGCUCUUUACCCCUAUGAAGUACGCAAAAUCGCCGCCCGAAUCUACCCCGAGUCCUACAUCCCGCCUGCACCUCCCACGCCCCCUCCCCAAAACAACCGUCGACGCCAGCGCGCUCCCUCUACUCCUCCACCCCCUCCUGAGAUCCCCGCUGUGCCGCAAGAAUGGCAAGGGUGCCACUACAAGUUCAGAGAGAUCACUUAUCGGUUUGUGGUGGACAAGAUUGUGAAGCCGAUGAUGCAGCAGAGGUUGAUGAGAGGGCUGCCGGAUGCAGAUGAUGAGGAGAUGGCCGAAGAGUAUGAGUCUUUGCUCAACUCGGACGACCCUGCUGUGUCGCGAGUGCUCGAAAACGCCAACAAGGUCACUGAAGAGCAACUUACUUCCUUCCUUGAGAAUUGUCGUAUCCGUUACCUCCGUGCCAAGAUCGAGCCCGGUUCUACCGUCGGUGCCGUCGGCGCUCAGUCUAUCGGUGAACCCGGUACCCAGAUGACCUUGAAGACUUUCCAUUUCGCCGGUGUCGCUUCUAUGAACGUCACUUUGGGUGUGCCCCGUAUCAAGGAGAUUAUCAACGCCGCCAAGGUCAUCAGUACGCCGAUCGUCACGGCCGAGUUGAACAUCCCUGAGAGCGAGACGGCGGCGAGGAUCGUGAAGGGACGUGUGGAGAAGACUAUCUUGGGAGAUAUUGCGUCGGUGAUUGAAGAGAGUUGGACGAACGCAAACGCAUACAUCGAGGUCCAUAUCGACAUGGAAGCUGUGCGUCGUUUGCAGUUGGAGGUUACCCUGGAGUCAAUCAAGUGGUCAUUAGUACGCGCCAGUAAACUCAAGAUUCCAGAAGGAUCUAUUCACAUCUCCAACAAGACCAGCCGAGUCCGUCUAUGGAUCGACGAAGUCGACAAGGACAAGGACAAGGGCAAUGGUAUCUACGAACGCCUCAAAUUCCUCAAACGGGCCAUUCCGUCUGUCCAGAUCAAGGGUCUUCCCGGCGUCGACCGUGGUGUUGUAUCGAAAGACGAAAAGAAUGACGCCUACCACCGCCUGCUUCUCACUGGUUACGGUCUCUCCGAAGUCAUGGGUACCGAGGGUGUCAACGGUCUCAUGACCAAGACAAACCACGUUAUGGAGACGCAGCAGGUCCUGGGUAUUGAGGCGGCGCGACAAACAAUCUACAACGAGAUUCAAACAACAAUGCAGUCACACGGAAUGUCGAUUGAUCCUCGACACGUCAUGUUGCUGGGAGAUGUCAUGACGUACAAGGGAGAGGUGUUGGGUAUUACGAGGUUCGGCGUGCAGAAGAUGAAGGAUUCAGUGUUGAUGCUGGCGAGUUUCGAGAAGACGACGGAUCACUUGUUUGAUGCUUCGCUGUUCUCCAAAAAGGAUGAGAUUCAAGGUGUCUCUGAGUGUAUCAUCAUGGGUACUCCAGCGCCUGGAUGUGGUACUUCCUUGGCCUCCAUUGUUACCCCCGCUCCGCCUUUGCCGGCGAAGAGAUCCUUGUUGUUUGAAGCGGCGUAUAAGGCGGGACAGAGUCGAUUAGCGGCGGGGAUGGCUGUGGCGAUGAGAUAGACAUAAAGAAAAGGGAAGUUUCGGCCGCUUUUGACUCGUUCUCCUUCUUAUUAUAUAGGGCUCUUUGAUAAUGCUAUUCAUGACAUAUAUCCUUGGUUAUUUGCGG